AAUAGCGCCAAAUUUCGUUCUUCAGGUUUUAUGUUAGACGAACUGACGGACACAUACAUAGAUACUGAUGGAAAGUGAGAGGGAUGAGGAUUAUCCUAUUGGUGUACUUAUCGAAGAACUUCGUGGUGAAGACUUACACGUCCGUCUUCAUAGCAUUCGCAAAAUCUCAACUAUUGCCUUAGCUCUUGGCCCGGAAAAGACCAGAUCCCAACUAAUACCGUUUCUGACAGAGACAAUAUAUGAUGAAGAUGAAGUACUGCUCACUUUAGCAGAACAAAUCGGAACUCUAGUUCCAUAUGUAGGCGGUCCUGAGUAUGCCCACUCACUUCUUCCUCCACUUGAGAGUCUUGCAGCAGUUGAAGAAACGGUUGUACGUGACAGGGCUGUAGAGGCACUCAGGAAGCUUGCACCAGAACAUACUACAGAAGCAAUGGAAAAAUAUUUCAACCCAUUGUUACAUCGUCUAGCUACUGGUGAUUGGUUCACAAGCCGAACCUCUGCAUGCGCUCUCUUUAGUGUAGUAUAUCCUAGAGUAAGGAGCUCAAAAAGAUGGGAAUUACUUGAUUUUCUUCGGAGACUAGCCAAGGAUGAAACACCGAUGGUCAGAAGAGCAGUCGCCGCCCGACUAGGUGAAUUAGCACUAGCCAUGUCAGUAGGUCAAUCUUCCGAGAAACCUAGUGCUGAUGGAGAAAAAUCAAGUCAGAUAUCUGAGCAUAAUUCAAAUAAUAUGACCACUUCUAUCACUGAAUCAAAAUUAUCAACAAAUGAAGUGGUUAGUUUGAACAGUGGCCAAUUUAGUUGUGGAGUUGCUACUGAUGAACGUUUGACUAAUGAUAGCGUAGCUGAAAAAUCAUCGACUCUUGCAAAUCCUCUUCAAUCUGAUGACUUUACUCUAGACCCUGAGAAAGAAAGGAGUUAUAUUAUUACUAUACUUGUUCCCUUAUUUGUUCGACUAGUUGAUGACGAACAAGAGUCUGUACGCCUUAUGGCAGUUGAAUCUAUUGUUCAAUUGGCACAAGCAUUGGGACCUGAAGAAUCUGAGGGUUAUUUAAUUGAUCUCAUCCAACAAGCUACAACUGAUAGAUCUUGGCGUGUUCGAUGUGUUGUAGCCGAUAAAUUUACGGAAAUUCAGACAGCUAUGGGUUUACGAGUUUCACGUGAACGAUUGGUGCCUUUCUUCAUGAAACUACUUCAUGAUGAAGAAGCUGAAGUACGAGCAUUUGCUGCUGGAAAAGUAAAAGCAUUUGCCAAAUGUCUACUAGGUUUACCUAUUGAUUCUGAUAUGAAUACUACUGAUAAAACUACUAAUUCUGAUACAAAAGAUUGUAAAAAUUCUUCUACACCAAUAACAUUAGAUAACAAAAUGAUGGAAAUUGAUGAGAAAUUUGAAUCAGUCAAUAAUCUUAAUGAUAAUAAUAAUAAUAAUAAUGGUCUAGCAUCUAAAGAUGACAUAAUUAUGUUACAAUUACUACCAGCAAUUAAAAGUCUUACAAAUGAAUCAAAUACUCAUGUAAAAUCUUCUUUAGCUAAUGCUAUUCUUGGUUUAGCUCCAUUAAUUGGUAAAAAUUUAACAAUUGAACAUUUAUUACCUAUAUUUCUUGCUCAAUUAAAUGAUGAUAAUCCAGAAGUUCGAUUAAAUGUAAUAUCAAAUUUAGAACAAGUUAAUUCAAUUAUUGGAAUUGAUCAUUUAACUAUUAAUUUAUUACCAGCUAUUAUACAAUUAGCUGAAGAUCCAAAAUGGCGUGUUCGUUUAGCUAUUAUUGAAUAUAUGCCAUUAUUAGCGGAACAAUUAGGUUUAGAAUUUUUUAAUAAUCAAUUAAUUGAAUUAUGUUUAUCAUGGCUUAUUGAUCAAGUUUAUGCAAUUAGAGAAGCAGCUGUUGAAAAUCUUGUAAAUUUAUGUAAAAAAUUUGGAUCGGAAUGGGCUAGUCAAUACUUUAUACCAAAAAUUAUCCACUUGUCACGUGAUGAAAAUUAUCUUCAUCGUAUGAUUUGUUUACAAAGUAUUAUAAGUUUAUGUAAAGUUGUCAGUCCAACAAUUUGUUGUCAAUAUUUAUUACCUACUGUUUUAUCAAUGCAUACAGAUAAUGUACCUAAUGUUCGUUUUAAAGUAAGUAAAUUCUUAUUAUCAUUAUCAAUAAUCAUUCAUGUUUCAAUUCAUUUUUAAUAAGUAUAGUUCAUGAGAUAUUCUUUAAUUUUUUUUUUUUAUUUUUUUUAAAUUCUAUAUUCAAUUAUUAUACCAUAAUAUGUAAAAUAGUAAAUUCUAAUCAACCUGUAAAAUUUGUCAUUAAAAAGUGUAUAUUUCAGUCCAUAGUUAUAACAUCAUCGUCACAUGUGAAUAUAAAAUGAAGAAAGUCAAUUAAUAAGAAGGUAGAAAUUAAAUGAUUCAAAGUAAAUUGUAUUAUAAAUGUAAUAAUAAAAAAAUUAGGUAUAAGGAAUAUAUUUGUCAAACUAUGUAGUUUUUUUUUGUUAUUAGUUUUAAUGAUUACAGUUGAUCAGAUUCUAAGCGAAUGGGCUCAUUAUUGUUAUUUAAUAAAGAUAGUUAGUGGGUAGUAAUAGAGUUCUGGACGUAUUUUCCCCUCUAUUUAGAACCCGUUAUCUUCAUGUAUCUGCAUACUGGUAUUUAUGUUUACACUGAAACCUGAACAACGGGGAAAUACGUAAACUUAAAAAAUAAAAUUUUUUCCUCGUUACACAAAAUGGUGAUUGUUUGGACUAUAUGUUUUCAUGGAUAGUGUAUUGGCGUUUUGAGCUAAAAGUAUCAUGUUCAAGUCUCAACAUGAAAAUCGACUCCAAUGUAUAGGUUUAUCUGGAUGAUAAUUUUAAAAUGGAACGAAAUGUAGAUCCUGAGUUCUACUGUUAGUCACUGUCCAACUUUAAUAAAGACAUUAAAUAUAAUUCAGAGAAAGCAUAUGAAAUACAUAUAUGAAUUGAAAUUCGAAAUUAACAGGAGGAUGUAAAUGAAUCUGGACUACUAAUCAACCAGUUUUCAGCCGUCACACAAGAUCUUAUCGAACAUAAUAACAAAGCGUGUGAUUUUAUGUUAUGUUCAGUUACACUUGAACUAUCAAUACUUAAUAGGUUGGCGAUAAUUCGGAUUAAUCCAACCUGAUUUAGAUGAGACACACUGUUAGCUUCAAUUGUGGAUAGACUAGUCUAUGAAUUGAGAUUAAUGAACUGUUCAUAUCUAAUCACCUCUUAACGACAAAUGUUUGGAUUGCGCACAGAGAAACCUGCUCAAAAUGUUUAUUCAAAAACAACAAUCAUCUAAAAUGUCUGUAUUAUUUAUUUACACUCAGGGAGUUGCUCAAGCACUUAGCAAUUUAGGUUCACAAUUAGAAGAGAAAAAUAUUGAAAAUGAAGUUAAAUCUUGUUUAACUCGUUUAGCUGAAGAUUCUGAUACUGAUGUGAAAUUCUAUGCCUUUGAAGCUAUGGAUACAUUGAAGAUAACAACAAGCAGUAAACCGUUUCAAUGUUAUUAUAUUAAAGUUAAACAGAAUAAUAAUAGUAAUGAUAAUAAUCCAACUUAUAUUCAAACUGAACUACUGCCAUCAUCAACAACAACAGUGACAGCGGCUGGAUUCGACGAAGUUGAAACUGUCAAUUCAUCAUCAUCACCAUCUGAGCUAACAAACCAUUGUAAUAUUGAUGAUCAGUCUUUGUCGUCGCUUAGUAUUGUCAAUGAUUUGACUACUAGUCCUAUAGAAAAUACCGUUGAGGAUAAUAAUGAUAAUAAUUCGUUCCUAAAAUCACAAUCUUCUACUUUAGUCAAUAAUACCAACAGUGUUGACGAUAAUGUAAAUUGUGAAAAUUAAUGUCAAAAGACAAUUUCUACUAUUAUAACCCAAUCAGUUUUCUUUUUGUGUCUAUCCGUAUUAUUUGUGUUAUGUGUUAAGAGAGAGAGAGAGAGCCAAAACAGCUGACAGUUGGUUAACAAAUAUACAAUUUAUCAAUCUAUAUGCUUGUGUAUAUGUGUACCUAUCCGCCACACAAACAUACUUAUACCUGUUAUUCCUCAUGGAGGAGCACAGGCCUACUUACAUACACUCCCCUCCUGUAUGAUAUACACCGUAUACUGAUUAUGCGUAUUAAGUACAGCCAUGCUGUUUGUGACGAUGAGUUCGACUGGUUUUCUUUUUUUGUUUUCUAAAACAAUUUUCCCCAUUAAUUCUGUAAUGGAUAAUAAUCGUCAUCAUUAUAAUUACCAUUCUCUUUUAAUUGUGAUGACUACAAUUUUUGUUGCCCGCAUGACAUUUAAUUAAUUUUAUAUUGGUUUGUUUAUUUUUUAAUUAAAAAAUAAAUCGUUAUUCCAUAUUUUGUAAACUGUUAGCCAUAUACAUAUAUAGACGUGUUUACUAAUUGACAUGAAUUGAAUUCUCAAUAAUCAGUUUGUUUGUUUAUUGUUUGAUUGAUGAAGAGAGGGGGUGGUGGUGGUGAGAAAACUACCAUCUGAACAAAUGAUACAUUAUUAUCAUUAUUAUUACUGCCAUGGAAUAUAAGCAUUAGUUGUAUUUAAAUGAUCAAGUCAUGUAUUAUACACAACUUUUAAUUUCUUUCUUAUUAGCUUUUAUCUUUUAAACUGUUUUCUUUUGCCCUUUCCACUCCCCCCCCCUCAUAACCAACUUCAUAGUUCGUUUUACUAUGAAUGUAUUUGAAAGUGAUUAUUAGAAUUGAAUCACAUUGUUAAAUCAAACAUUGUUUACUAUUUACUGUUUAUAUUGGUUUGUUAACCUUUUCAUAUAAUUCUUUACACUUAUAUUUGAUUAUGCGUAUGUUUAUGUCAAUUUAUUACAAUAAUUACAUUUCUUUAUUUCUAUCUAUCUCAUUUUUUUUGUUGUUGUUGUUAUCUAUUUUAAAAUGUGUGCCUUGAUACAUGAUCAUAAUGAUACAUUCUUGUUUAAAAUAAAUGAAAUGAUGAUUAGUAAUAAUAUGUCUGUUGUAACUAUGAAGAGAGAUAUGAUUAUUU
Molecule: messenger RNA, 4963 nt
Organism: Schistosoma spindalis
Lineage: Eukaryota; Metazoa; Platyhelminthes; Trematoda; Strigeidida; Schistosomatidae
Source: the annotation of a GenBank genome assembly